This is a messenger RNA of Funneliformis geosporum, 321 nucleotides long. The record is from the annotation of a GenBank genome assembly. Lineage: Eukaryota; Fungi; Glomeromycota; Glomeromycetes; Glomerales; Glomeraceae.
AUGUCAUCAGUUAAAAUAAAGAUCAAUAAUCUGACUGAAUUAGAAAAGUUUGCUAAAUCACUUUUACCUUAUUUGCAACCCAACGCUUAUUUAAUUCUACAAGGUGAAUUAGGAGUUGGCAAAACUACCUUAACUCAACUAAUAGCCAAAAACUUAGGAAUUAAAGAAAAAAUAACUUCUCCUACCUUUACUAUUUUACAAAGGCACCAAAUAAAAGAUAAUUAUUAUUUAAAUCAUUUUGACUUUUUUCGUUUAAAUACUAGUGAUAAUUUAGAGAUUUUUCAAGAAUUAACCAUUGAUAAUUUAAAUAUUAUUGAAUGA